CGUGCGGCAAGGAUGCUUAGCUGCCUCAUCUAAGCCGAAAACUGAAAACCAGAAAAAAACCCAGUGAAAAUACAAGAACUAAAAACCUACGAAAAGAGAAAUAUUCAAGCCAACUCGCUAACGGACUUUUAAUUAGAUUUUUACAUGGCAAAGUUUAUUGUGGCCCAUGGCUUAGUGAACCGAAAUAAAACUAUAUUAAUACAAAUUUUCCUAGAAUCCCCUGUUUGGGACGUGAGUGCCGGAAGGCGGUUUUCCUAAUUCUCGGAUUCACAGCACCUGCGGAUUGCAAUGUUGCCCAGAAGUCAGUGAAGAUGUACUGCACACCAUAAACCAAGAAAGGUCGAACUUAAGUACAAGUUUUGGAGUAUAUUAUAUCCUCGUUAGGAUAGUACAAGCGAAACAAAGAGAUAGUGCCAUGGCAAUGGACCUAAUCGAGCAGGAACCCCGCCUGGAAUUUUUGCCCGGAGCAGAGGAGGAGGCGGAAUUCGAACGCUUGUACGCUGCUCCCGCUGAGAUUGUGGCCCUGCUGUCCAUCUUCUAUGGCGGAAUCAGCAUCGUGGCUGUCAUCGGCAACACUCUGGUCAUCUGGGUGGUGGCCACCACCAGGCAAAUGCGGACGGUGACGAAUAUGUAUAUUGCUAAUUUGGCCUUUGCCGAUGUGAUCAUUGGCCUCUUCUGCAUACCCUUUCAGUUCCAGGCUGCUCUGCUGCAGAGUUGGAAUCUGCCGUGGUUCAUGUGCAGCUUCUGCCCCUUUGUCCAGGCCUUGAGUGUCAAUGUCUCCGUAUUCACGCUGACCGCCAUUGCAAUCGACCGACAUCGAGCCAUCAUUAAUCCACUUAGGGCACGUCCUACCAAGUUCAUAUCGAAGUUCAUAAUUGGUGGAAUUUGGAUGUUGGCCUUGCUCUUUGCUGUGCCCUUUGCCAUAGCCUUUCGGGUGGAGGAGUUAACCGAAAGGUUUCGUGAGAACAAUGAUACCUUCAAUGUGACGAGACCAUUUUGCAUGAACAAGAACCUAUCGGAUGAUCAACUGCAAUCCUUUCGGUAUACCUUGGUCUUUGUGCAGUAUCUGGUUCCAUUCUGCGUCAUCAGCUUUGUCUACAUUCAGAUGGCUGUACGUUUGUGGGGCACUCGUGCCCCUGGAAACGCACAGGAUUCACGGGACAUAACCCUGCUGAAAAACAAGAAAAAGGUCAUCAAAAUGCUGAUCAUCGUGGUCGUUAUCUUUGGCCUGUGCUGGUUGCCACUGCAACUCUAUAAUAUUCUGUAUGUUACGAUACCGGAAAUCAACGACUACCAUUUCAUUAGCAUCGUCUGGUUCUGCUGCGACUGGCUGGCCAUGAGCAAUAGCUGCUACAAUCCCUUUAUUUAUGGCAUCUACAACGAAAAGUUCAAGCGGGAAUUUAAUAAGCGCUUUGCCGCCUGUUUCUGCAAGUUCCAGACAAGCCUGGACGCCCACGAAAGGACCUUUUCGAUGCACACCCGCGCCAGUUCGAUAAGGUCGACGUAUGCCAACUCCUCGAUGCGAAUCCGGAGUAAUCUCUUUGGUCCAGCACGGGGCGGGCUCAACAACGGAAAGAUGGGUUUGCAUAUGCCGCGAGUGCAUGGUAGUGGAAAUGGAAGUACCACUAACAGCGGGAUUUACAACGGAAGUGGCGGUCAGAACAACAAUGUCCAUGGCCACCAUCAUCAUCAGCAACAACAUCAAAGUGUGGUUACCUUUGCUGCCGGGCCAGAUGUAUCGGGACCAGGUGGUGUUGUUUCAAUGCCACCGUGGCGACGAAACAACUUUAAGCCACUGCAUCCGAACGUAAUCGAAUGCGAGGAUGACAUGGCACUCAUGGAGUUGCCAUCAACCACACCACCGAGCGAGGAGAUGGCCUCCGGCGGCGGCGGAGUUCAGCUGGCCUUACUUAGCAGGGAGAACUCCAGCUGUAUAUGCGAACAGGAGUUUGGCAGCCAAACCGAGUGCGAUGGCACCUGCAUACUCAGCGAGGUGUCGCGAGUCCAUUUGCCCGUCGGAUCACAGGCUAAAGAGAAGGAGACGCCGGGCAAGUCCCUGUGGCAACCACUUUAAUUUUAACAAGAGUGAUUUAAGUUGUAGUCGUGUUCCAAUGGCAUGUAUUUGAAAAAUUGUUUCUAGGGGAAAAAACUGUUAGCUGGCAGGUCAAAGUUGGAGUAUAUAACUUUAGUUUCCAGUCAUUGUAUAUACAUAUAUAUUUCUCGGCUAAGAAGAACUUAAAACCAACUUAAUUUGCCAUUGGAACAUGACUAUUAACCUCUGUGAUUUCGUCUUAAUGAAUUGUGAUUACAAGUCCCAUUGCUGAUAAUUGGUUUGCAGAAGGAUAGGUAUUGAUAGAGUGUGAAUGCUGGUCGUGAACCAUGUACAGUAUUAUAAUAAUUCUAAACUUCAAAGAGCGUUCCUUAAAGCAGAAACUAAAGAACUUUUAUUUGAUAGUCAUUCUUGCAAAGCCAAAACUCACCAAAUUCGUAUUAAAAGCAGAACAAAAAACAAAAAUAUUCAACUUAAAUAAGCACCUGAAAUCAAUUAAGUAGCGUUAAUUUAAAUUAUUUAAAUAGUUAUUUAACGAAAUCCGAUUAUGUAUUAAAAAACUGCACAAGCACCCAGCUGGAUGUUUGCAAAUGGAAUGUACAAUAUUUGUCAUUAAAAGAAUAAAACAGAAAGGCUAAUUAAUGUAAUUAUUAUUGUAUUAAACUACCAAACGAAAACGAAUAAACAUUUCGAGUCAUUAAGCAGAAUAAAACCUCUUUUUUUUCUUUUUUUUUUUUGCUAAUUACAAUAAAACGCAAUUUUUAUUGUUUAUGCGCGGGCCAUAAAUUGUGAAAAUAAAAAUGGUGGGCUAUUUCCGCUUCAUUUCAUUGGGUUUAAUUUAUGUGCCGGGUUAAGCUUUUAAUCUUUUUAUGAUGCUGCUCUGCCAUAAAUCUAGGAAAUUAAGAAAUUGAACUUUUCAGUUUUGAGUUUUUUCUACUUUUUACUUGAAGAUUUUCAGUUAGCGGAGACUGCAACCGGAAAUGGCCAAUCAAAAGCUUAAGAUGGUGGAAAAGCUUUAAAGUUUCUUGUUAGC
Molecule: messenger RNA, 3083 nt
Organism: Drosophila eugracilis
Lineage: Eukaryota; Metazoa; Arthropoda; Insecta; Diptera; Drosophilidae
Product: RYamide receptor
Exons: 8
Coding region: 416-2074 (552 amino acids)
Biological process (GO): G protein-coupled receptor signaling pathway
Cellular component (GO): membrane
Molecular function (GO): neuropeptide Y receptor activity
Source: RefSeq, a predicted model, not a curated record